Microthlaspi erraticum is the source of this 657-nucleotide messenger RNA. The record is from the annotation of a GenBank genome assembly. NCBI's taxonomy places the organism in Eukaryota, Viridiplantae, Streptophyta, Magnoliopsida, Brassicales, Brassicaceae.
AUGGCCUCUCCUCUUCUCCCAACUUCAACUCCAACUCCUGAUCAACAUCUUCCCGGCGGCGAUCCACAGUUGCUGAGCACUCUACGCGUCCUUGUUUCUCGCGUUCUAGCCACCGUUCGUCACGCUUCCGCCGAUGCUCGCCCCUGGAUGGAGCUCGUUGACCGGUCAGCGUUUUCCCGGCCGCCAUCGCUCUCUGAGGCGGCGUCGCGAGUGAGGAAGAACUUUUCCUACUUCAGAGCAAACUACAUAACCUUAGUGGCAAUCUUGCUCGCAGCGUCUCUCCUCUCGCACCCUUUCGCUCUCUUCCUCCUCGCAUCGCUCGCCGCUUCUUGGCUUUUCCUCUACGUUUUCCGUCCGUCAGAUCAGCCGCUGGUCAUCGGUGGACGCACUUUCUCCGACCUUGAGACGCUAGGGAUGCUCUGUCUUUGUACUGUGGUGGUCAUGUUCAUGACCAGCGUUGGAUCGCUCUUGAUGUCGACGCUGGCACUUGGGAUGAUGGCUGUAGCCAUCCACGGCGCGUUUCGUGCUCCUGAAGAUCUCUUUCUUGAGGAACAGGAAGCCAUUGGAUCUGGUCUUUUCACUUUCUUCAACCAAACCGCCUCAAACGCAGCUGCAGCUGCCAUAACAAACUCUACAAUGUCGCGCGUUCGAGCCUGA